AUGCACUCGUCUUGUUGUAAUCGUCUACUGAUAUCAUCCUCGUCUGCACCAACCAUCAUCAACUGCGGCAAAUUACUGCCGCAAAACAUUGUUAAAAAUGUAAAUUUUCUUCCGCAAAAACGUUCAUUCAAUAUCCAUCGAUGGAGUGCAUUCAAACGUUGGCAGGAAUUGCAAAGGGAUGAACGAGAAUAUCAGCAAGAGAAAGAUGCCAUGAAGAAUUUUAUUCGUUUAUCAAACGGUCUCUACAUAACACCAGAAAAACCAAGCGAUGCAUUGUCACGUAAGUUCGAAGUACUACCGAAAAAGGCGCCAGAAGAUGAAACGCGUAAGGACACGGGUGCAUUUUCGAUGGAGUUGAUGACGUUUCAUACACAAAUGCGUUACAUUGAUCAUAGUUUUGAUAAUACACGACGAUUCAAGCGAUAUCGCCAUUUUCAGCAUUUGCAAUUCGAUCAGCGAUUCAUCCCUGAACGUUUACUGUUUUUGGGGGCUGAUUUAGCAGCCGCACAUUUUUUGGUGCAUCGUGAUGCAGCCGUAAAAUUUGUUGGUGAUGAUGUUUGGAUCAAGAAGGACAAGAAGGGUCGGUACAAUCUACCUGGCAGAAAAGUACCUGGUCUUUAUCUGGAGGCAAUUGAUGCGAGUGAUACCGAAUUGAUGUUUGAAGGUGAUUCAGUUGACAUAUUAUAG
Molecule: messenger RNA, 687 nt
Organism: Anisakis simplex (herring worm)
Lineage: Eukaryota; Metazoa; Nematoda; Chromadorea; Rhabditida; Anisakidae
Source: the annotation of a GenBank genome assembly